Messenger RNA from Onthophagus taurus, 523 nucleotides. The record is from RefSeq and is a predicted model, not a curated record. NCBI's taxonomy places the organism in Eukaryota, Metazoa, Arthropoda, Insecta, Coleoptera, Scarabaeidae.
AUAUUUCAUAACCUAAUUUGAUAACGGAAACUACUUCACUCAACUUCACUCGUACGUAACAUCUGUCAGAGUGUACAUCGUUUUUAUAAAUAAUUUAUUUAAUCUUGUCUAUUAAACAAUAAACGAUGCCUGCCGCCCAGCCGAAACCAGCCCCUGCAACAUCCGAAACUCCCGGAAUCAAUGCUAUUCUGCUUGGCCCCCCCGGAUCGGGAAAAGGAACACAAGCCCCUUUACUAAAACAACGUUUCUGCGUAUGCCAUUUGGCCACUGGAGACAUGCUAAGAGCAGAGGUCGAUUCUGGAUCCCCUUUGGGUGCAAAAAUUAAGAAAGUUAUGGAUGAAGGGAAAUUGGUGAGCGAUGACCUUGUGGUCAGCAUGAUUGAUAGUAAUUUGGACAAACCAGAGUGUCAGAAUGGAUUUUUAUUAGAUGGGUUCCCAAGAACUGUUCCUCAAGCUGAAAAGGUAGCAAGAAAAAAUUUUAUAUUGUAAUUUAACAUACAGGGUGUUUAUAAAUUGAUGUGAAA